Molecule: messenger RNA, 1119 nt
Organism: Lactuca virosa
Lineage: Eukaryota; Viridiplantae; Streptophyta; Magnoliopsida; Asterales; Asteraceae
Source: the annotation of a GenBank genome assembly
AUGCCUCUGGUGGAUGCAUCCAUGGAAAACUUACCGGUGGAAGUCAUGGUCGAUAUUCUGUCAAGACUUCCUGUGAAGACAAUCAUCCAAUGCAAGUGUGUAUGCAAGAAGUGGCUGGAUCUCGUUUCCGACUCUUACUUUGCUGAUUUUCAGCUAUCUAGAUCACCUGCAGGCAUCAUGAUUUAUCAUGAUUCCGAUCACAACAAAGAAAAUACAGGUUACCAUAAAUCGGGCAUUUGGGUUGAGGUUGAAGACAAACCCGAUCACCACAAUUUACCCCACAACCGUGUCAUGAGCCUUGAUCUUAAUCUUCCAGGCAUAAUACACCCAGUGGGCUCACUCAACGGUUUAAUCUGCCUGUGGCAGUAUAAUCGUAAAACUAGUAACACUUACAUUUGCAAUCCAAUCACCAGAGAAUAUAUGAUCCUCCCAAAGCAAAAAUACCAUAGAAAAGAAAUUUAUGCGGAUGUCACUUAUGGUUUUGGAGUUAGUUCUGUGGCACGUGAAUACAAAGUGAUACGGAUUCUCCAAAAGUCUCUAUCUCCAGCCGAGGUUUACACCCUUGGCACAGGUCAAUGGAGAAGUCUCGGUCAUGUCCCUUACUGGUUUACUGGACGAUGUGGACAAUUUCUAAAUGGGCAUGCUCAUUGGACUAUUCGUGACCAGGAUUCCUCUAAAAAGAUUUGUGCUUUAGAUUUCGACAAGGAGACAUUUGAGUUGUUCCCAUCUCCUCCCCCUGAAGAAGCUUUUAUCUACUUUGAUUGUUUGGGAGUUGUAAGGGGCUGUUUAUGUCGAUGUGACACUUACUAUUCUAAAUUCACGGUGUGGGUGAUGAAGGAAUAUGGGGUGAAGAAAUCUUGGCAUAAAGAGUUUGUGAUCGAGAGAUGUAUGGACCCUAAUCUUGAUUUGCUUCGGGUGGAACCUUUGUAUCCAAUUGAGGGUUUUGAAGAUGGAACUAUUUUGAUGGCAUCUUAUCAAAAUAAAGUUUUUGUUUACUGUCCUCAGAGGAAAACAAUUGUAGAUAGGGAAGUAUUUGGCGGCUACUUCUACGGAUUGUCUUAUCAUCCUAGCUUUCUCAGACUACACAACUUUGAAAACGGAAGAGUUCAAUUGUUUUGA